Molecule: messenger RNA, 996 nt
Organism: Penicillium malachiteum
Lineage: Eukaryota; Fungi; Ascomycota; Eurotiomycetes; Eurotiales; Aspergillaceae
Product: Mrp/NBP35 family ATP-binding protein
Exons: 2
Coding region: 1-996 (331 amino acids)
Biological process (GO): iron-sulfur cluster assembly
Cellular component (GO): cytosol
Molecular function (GO): ATP-dependent FeS chaperone activity; ATP binding; 4 iron, 4 sulfur cluster binding
Source: RefSeq, a predicted model, not a curated record
AUGCCUCUCGACGGAGUCAAGAAUAUUGUACUCGUCCUCUCGGGCAAAGGAGGUGUCGGGAAAUCCUCCGUAACCCUCCAACUAGCCCUCGCGCUCUCCCUUCAAGGCAAAUCCGUUGGCAUUCUCGACAUCGAUCUAACAGGCCCCUCCAUUCCCCGCCUUGUCGGUCUCGAAGAUGCAAAAAUUACCCAAUCCCCCUCAGGCUGGCUCCCAGUUCCGGUGCAUAGCGCCAUCUCUACACAACCUGAAACAGAAUCAACCUCCGCCGAUAUUUCCUCUUCUCCAUCCCCGCGCGGAACUCUCCACUGUAUGUCCCUCGGCUUCCUCCUCCGAGACCGCGGCGACGCAGUAAUCUGGCGCGGACCGAAGAAAACAGCUAUGAUUCGCCAGUUCUUGUCAGAUGUUUCGUGGGGAUCAACAGAUUACCUACUUAUUGAUACCCCACCGGGAACAAGUGACGAGCAUAUUGCUCUCGCGGAGCAGUUGCUCACCCUCUCCACGACUGAUGCGGCGCUCGCGGCGCAGAAUAAUCUAGCUCGGUUGACUGGAGCUGUGCUGGUUACUACUCCUCAGGCUGUUGCGACAUCUGAUGUGCGCAAGGAGGCGAACUUCUGUGUGAAGACUAGUAUUCCCAUCCUCGGUGUUAUUGAAAAUAUGUCAGGUUAUGCCUGUCCGUGCUGCGGUGAGGUGAGUAAUCUGUUCUCCAGUGGUGGUGGAGAGGUUAUGGCACAGCAGCUUGGAAUUCCCUUUCUGGGGAAGGUGCCUGUUGAUGUGAAGUUUGGUGAGCUGGUUGAGGGCAAGAUGGAGGCGUUUAGUGAUGAUGAGCGUGAGGAUGGGGAUAAGCAACAACAACUUCAGCCGGCGGAGCCUGAUGAUAGGCCUCUCGUCGAGAAGUAUCAAGAGGGAUGGUCGUAUCCUCGAUUUGAGGAAUUUGCGAAGACAAUUGUUAGUGGCAUCCAGCAGACUGCCGCUGCUGCUACCACUGCCACAAAUUAA